AAAAAACCAGGUUUUUGAUAAACAACAAGGGGCACAUAUGGAUAUAGUUAAUGCUAAAACUGCCGCUAACUGACGCUAACUUACAAUGACGUAAUUAUUUAUAUUUUAUCAGCAAAAACAGUCUCGAUUAUUACCAUGGCAUUACCACAGAAUUAUAAGCAGGUAGCAUUAUCUGCAUCUGGCAUGGUAUCCACCAAUUCACGUAUUAGAACAUCUGGUAAUAGUGGUAGUGGAUCAGGAACAAGUAAAGAUUCUUCAAGUCCAUUUAUUCAAACUCCUCAUGGACAUCCCGGUUUUACUCCACAAAAAGUUGGAAAAAAUACUCCAGCAGAUUCAAGACUUCCGAAACCUCCUAAAGCUCCGGAAAAACCUUUGAUGCCGUACAUGCGAUACAGCAGAAAAGUAUGGGAUCAGGUAAAGGCACAAAAUCCAGAAUUAAAGUUAUGGGAAAUUGGAAAAAUAAUUGGGCAAAUGUGGAGAGAUUUGCCCGAAGAGGACAAAACGGAGUUUAUUGAGGAGUAUGAAGCAGAAAAGAUUGAAUACGAAAAAAGUCUGAAAACGUAUCAUAAUUCACCAGCAUAUUUGGCAUAUAUUGCUGCUAAAAAUAGAGGAAAAUCAGCGUUAUGUGUAGCUCAACAAAAUAAUGAUGACCGUGAAACUCAUGAACGUUCUACAAGUAGCAGUAAAAAUCAAUCUGCUCAAGAUCGAAGAAUAGAUAUUCUACCUGCUGAAGAUGAAGAUGAUCAAGAUGAUGGUUAUUCUGUAAAACAUGUUGCUUAUUCACGUUAUACUCGCAAUCAUCGUUUAAUUAAUGAAAUAUUUAGUGAUACUGUUGUUCCUGACGUACGUUCUGUAGUAACUACUCAAAGAAUGCAAGUUUUACGGCGUCAGGUUCAGUCAUUAACAAUGCAUCAGAAAAAAUUGGAAGCUGAACUUCAACAAAUUGAGGAAAAAUUUGAAGCUAAAAAACGUAAAUUUAUAGAAGCAAGUGAAAUUUUUCAAGAAGAAUUGAAGAAACAUUGUAAACCAGCAGUAGAUGAAGAAACGUUUAAUAAAAUGGUAGAACGUCAAUAUGAACUCUUGCGACGGGAAAGACUUAGAGGUAAUGAAGAAACUCGUUCAGAUGGCAUAGCAUCAAGUGAAUCAACUCCAAAUUCCACUCCUACCCCGACACCUGCAUCUUUAAAUGAAGAAGCAUCGACAGAGGCUGAAAAUGAAAUGUCUGAAAAGAAAUUCCCAGAAUCUGAGAAACCAAUUGAACAGAAGAAAGAUAAUUCAUCACCACCUUAUAAUGAAGGAAAAUCUGAUUCACCUUUGCAAGCACAUCAAGAGCCGCAAAGUAAUACAAUAAUGUAUACUCCAACCAUUAGUUCAGUUCACCAUCAAUCGUUGUCUCAAGCACCAAAUCAGCAUCAACAUCAGCAACCUUCAGCUCCAUUAUUACAACAUCAAAUACCAUUACAUCAAUCGUCGUCACAAACUCAAUCAUUGGUCACGUCACAAUCAUCUGUUAGUCUUCCUUCUCAACAUACUAAUACAAUUGCAUCAAUUUCUCAACAUCAACCACAACAACAACCUCCUCUUCAAUUAACAACUUCGUUAUCGCAAUCACAGCCACAACAACAAUUACCCCCUCCCGCUUCUCAACAUCAACAACCAACGCAAUCUGCUAAUCAUGUACAGCCAAUGCAAUCUCAAGCACCUUCACAGCAUCAACCAUCACCUUCUCCUCAACAUCAGCAACCUCCACCUCAAACGCAACAGCCACACUCCAGUCUUCCUUCUCAACAUUCCAAUACAAUGUCACAGCAUCCACAACAUCCACAAUCUCAAAAUCAACCUCAGCAACAGCAGCAGUCACCUCCGUCUCUUCAUCAACCAUCACCACAAUCAACAAACCAUGUGCAACCUUCGUUACAGCCUCAACAAUCAUCACCUCCACAACUUCAACAACAACCUCCUUCAUCUCAACAUCAGCCAUCUCCGCCACCUCCAUCAUUGUCUCAACAACAGCCUCCCCCACAAUCAGUACAAUCACAACAGCAACAGCAGCAACAACAACAACAACAAUCAAUACAACCACAACAACAUCCAUCAACAACCCAACAUCAUCCUCUUUCUCCAUCGCCACACCAAGGUCCACAUUCCCAACAACAGCCACCAAUGCAACAACAUCCACCACCUUCUUCCCAACACUCCUCUUCACAACAACAACAACAACAACAACCUCCAUCUCAGUCUCAUCAUCAAUCAUCUUCACAGCCUCCACAACAUCAACAACCUCUUCAACAUUCAAAUGUUCCACCUUCAGCAAAUUCUAAUCCUUCAUCAACUUCACCAUCUCUUUCUCCUGUCCCAGUUUUACAACACAAUCCUCAUCAGACAUCUAAUAUGAUGUCAAAUCAUUCAAUAUCCUCUCAUCAACCAAAUCAACCUACAAUUAUGACAUCUCAAGGCUCUGGGAAUGCACAUGGACCACCACCAAUGAUACCUCCCGCUCAAACAUACUCUCAACAAUACCAACCAUCUAGUGGUCAACCACAGGCACAAAAUGUAUCACUUUCACCGAGACCUCCACAUCCUUCAUAUGGGUACGGUCAACAACAAUCAUACCAUCAAUCUUAUCCUCAAUAUACUCAUUCAUAUUAUCAUCAACCAUAUCCUCAAUAUCCUCCUCACUCAAUUGGAAGACCUCAUACUCACGGAUCACAUAGUCCUUAUCAUGCUCAGCCACCUCAUCCAGUAGCAGAGAAUCCGAACAAUAGUAAUGUUUCAGGACCUAAUUCUACUUCUAAUUCAGAAAGUAAUAAUACUUCAUAUUCACCAGCUCCUUCAGUUCAUAGUGAAACAGAACGACAAGGGUUAUCAGAUAACCAGCCUGAUGGACAAGGAGAUAAUAAAUAAUUAUUUUACUGAUGUUUGCUAAUGAUGUAGCAAAUUAAUUAUAUAUUUUUAGCAUCAUCAAUGUAUGUUAUGUCAAAUACUAUUGCUAAAUAUUCUAAUAAUUUUUUAUUAUUUUAAUGUAUUUCUCGUAUAAAACUUACUUAAUUCAAUUUUUUUUGAAUACAACUAAUAAUAAUAAUAAUAAUAAUAAUAAUAAUUUCAUUACGAUUUAUCAUACUAU
This is a messenger RNA of Chelonus insularis, 3124 nucleotides long. Its product is annotated as no circadian temperature entrainment. Lineage: Eukaryota; Metazoa; Arthropoda; Insecta; Hymenoptera; Braconidae. Gene Ontology annotation, molecular function: nuclear receptor binding; nucleosomal DNA binding. The coding region runs from base 136 to 2904 and encodes 922 amino acids. The record is from RefSeq and is a predicted model, not a curated record. The transcript has 5 exons. Gene Ontology annotation, cellular component: SWI/SNF complex. Gene Ontology annotation, biological process: negative regulation of DNA-templated transcription.